AUGCCGGGACAAAUUGAAAGCAUUCCAUUCCUUUCCCAGAUCGAGGACGUCGAUAAAUAUCUGCUCGAAUAUCGGAGUCUUAAAUUGGCGACACCGGGACACUCCAGCAGCUACAGCUCCGGUGGACAUCAUGUGCAGGGCCAGGCGAGAUCUCUUGGCAGUGAGGUUCGUGAGGUUAAUGUUGCAGGGGAGCCGGCUGGCAGUUACAACGGCGCGGUUGACGGCGCUGGGAGCUACGGGAACGGCAUGAAAGGAACGAAUUUUAGCGGUUCGAUGGGUGCUGGCAGAAAGAAGUACGUUGGGAACGCGAACCAGUAUAGGAAAUAUGGAGUGCAGUACUCCAACGUGCAGCAGCAGAACACUAUGAUUGCGAACCACUUCAAGCAGGUGUAUCCGCAAAUGGGCUACAACGGUAGCGGAAGUGGCAGUAACCUCAGCUUGGACCAACUGAGCGCUUCUUUUAUGAUGCCAAACCGGAUGUCGCAGCAGCCCAACGUGGCCCAAACGCAGCAAGGGUAUCCUUCCGGGGCUUCGUCGCCAUCGCCUGUGCCCUCGAGGGUCGAUACCACUCUGAGCGGGGGCUCUUCCAUUUCGUCGUACACCAGCAACGCGGAACACGCCAGUGCCAGCGCCCAAUUCGGCGCUUCUCAUGCUUCCCAGUUUCAGAAUUUCCUGGAUCCAGGACUCGUUUCUUCGUCAUCUAUUGUGCCCGGUAUCUCCUCAAAUACAAACAUCUACAACUUGGGUAAUGGCGAUUUGGUACGUGGGUACUCAUCGAGCUCGCUGGUGGCCGAGCGGAACAACUCAGCGGGAACCCCGCUGGGCUUUGAGCCCGGUGUCUCAACUCCGGUUUUAGGUCCAGAACCGAUCUCUUCGGAUCGGGUCGCUGGGGAAGUCAAUCUGGGCGGCUUUGAUGCGCCGGCCGCUGGCAUCAGUGCUAACCCUGCAAAUAAUAUGCUGAUGAGCGACUAUCCAGUUGGGUGGGGUUCGAACCAUGCGACUACCUCAUCCAACACCAGUGGGGCUUUUGGAAUCUGGAAUAAUGACAUGAGCGUAUGGAGUUAA
Torulaspora globosa is the source of this 1065-nucleotide messenger RNA. RefSeq lists its product as uncharacterized. Bases 1 to 1065 code for a protein of 354 amino acids. Lineage: Eukaryota; Fungi; Ascomycota; Saccharomycetes; Saccharomycetales; Saccharomycetaceae. The record is from RefSeq and is a predicted model, not a curated record. The transcript has a single exon.